Didymodactylos carnosus is the source of this 984-nucleotide messenger RNA. NCBI's taxonomy places the organism in Eukaryota, Metazoa, Rotifera, Eurotatoria, Philodinida, Philodinidae. The record is from the annotation of a GenBank genome assembly.
AUGUGGUUGUUUAGGUUAGUAGUACAUACCAAAAGGAAAAUGCUGUACUUGGAAGAUUUAGCUAAUGAAUUGUUACUCGAUUUACUUGAGUGCUAUAUGACACCCUAUGAUGUAUUCAAUGGCUUUUUAAACUUAAAUUGGAGACUGAACAGUCUCCUGAACCAAAUUCGAUUUAACAUUGAUUUAUCAUCAGCAACAAGAGGUGGUGCUGGUCGGAAAGUUCUCUGUUUAUUACCCCGUUUAACUGCCUCAUCAUCGCUUCAUCAAAUUUAUCACCUUAUACUGUCUGAUGAUCCAUUUCAUAAUCAAACAACAAUAUUCUCAAAACUGAUAGAUCUUGCGUCAUUAAUCAAUCUUCGAUCGUUAACAUUGAUUGAACCAAGAACAAAUGAUUUGAUUGAAGCGUUCAUAGAAAAAUUAUCGUUUUUGCUACACUUGGAAACAUUUUCAAUUAAAAUUCUUGAGAAUAAGAAUUCGUAUAAAAUUGAUUGCAUUCAUCGAAUAUUUAACAAUAUUCCAACGUCUUUAAUCAAAUGCCUUAUACAUUUCGAUUUCCUUUCGUUAUCUGUUUAUGACACUGUCGUCACAACACCUCCACAUUCCAUAUUAUUAAAUUUAAAAUAUCUAUCGAUCUGCCUUUAUUCACUCGACGAUUUACUUUACUUAAUCAAUUACAUACCUCAAAUUGCAUAUUUGGAUGUUGAAUUACUACAACGUAAAAAUAUAGACCAUACUACAACAAAAAUGAUGAACAAUAUAGCAUCGUUAUUACCAAAUUUAAGUCAUCUUAAACUAAGAAUGGUUGAUGUAUCAUUCAAUCACAUACAAACUUUAUUUGAAAAUCAUUUAAAACUAAAAUGUUUAUCGCUAAAAAGCCAUUACUGUUUAAAUCGAGAAUAUUUAGAUGCUAAUCGCUGGCAAAAACUUAUUGAAUCGUUACCAAAUUUAAAACAAUUUCAUUUAAGUAAGUACACAUGUAUGUAA